CUCUGAAACCAUAAUCCAUUUUCUAAUUAAAGCUUUUUCUCUUUUUUUAAAAUAUUGGUUCUUGCAUUGAGUGGGAUUAUUUCUUGCAUAGAAAAUGGAAAAUUCUCAGCAACAACAAAAGCCAAAAUGGGAAGGCAGAACAACCGCAGAAGUAGUAGGAUUCAAAGCAGAACAAGUUUGGCCACUUCUAGAAGAUUUCUGUGGCCUUCACAAAUGGUUUCCAACUCUCACAACCUGUCUACCUGUGGAAGGCAUUUGUGGGCAACCUGGUUGUGUACGUUUCUGUGCUGGUUUCAACACUCCAGUGAAUUGUGAUGGAGACAAAGUGAGAGUGAAUUGGACUAAGCAGAAACUUUUGGCCAUUGACAGGACCAAGCUCACCUUCACUUAUUCAAUUGUAGAUGGGAAUGUCGGAUUCAAUUCGUAUAUUUCGACGGUUAAAGUGAUAACAAAAGGGGAAGAUGGAUGCAGCCUAGAAUGGAGCUAUGAAGUUGAACCAGUGGAAGGCUGGACACUCAAGGAUUUGGACUUUUUUAUUGGGACAGGUCUGCAAGUCAUGGCUACCAGAAUGGAAGAAGCUCUUAAGGACUACUGUAAAAUCACUCAACAAUAAAAGCGCUUAUAAUAUUUCGUUCAAAAAUAUAAAAUAAAAUUAAGCAACUAUAUGCUCUAGGCCUCUAGCUACUAUUUGGUUGGCCUUUUUCUUGUUUCUGCUACUUCUUUUGCUGUGAUUCUGAUCGUUUGGCAAAGCACCUGCAUUGGGUUUUAUCAACUCAACUGGUAAAUUUGUUGUUCAAUGUAUGUUUCAACAAUUGAGUGCAAGCAUAUUUAUAUUUAUA
Molecule: messenger RNA, 839 nt
Organism: Ziziphus jujuba (common jujube)
Lineage: Eukaryota; Viridiplantae; Streptophyta; Magnoliopsida; Rosales; Rhamnaceae
Product: lachrymatory-factor synthase
Exons: 1
Coding region: 95-613 (172 amino acids)
Source: RefSeq, a predicted model, not a curated record